GGAGAAUGAACAAUAAAGGAUGAUUAUGAAUUAUUAAUUAUGAAUUUUGACAAGUGCCUGAGACAUCUUAACUGUUACUUUUAGUGAUCACUAAGUUCACAGUAGAUCCCUAAUGUGCUUUAAGACACUCUGCCCAUGGAUAGCAGCAGCAUCACUUUUGCUGGACCCGUCAGGCUCAGUCUGAGCUGUCCUUUCUCCAAGCUGCAAACAGAACCUGCCCCCAGCCAGUGCUCUCCAAACAGGCAGAGUUCUGUCAGGCCAAGGAGAGGGCACAGAGAUUUGGGGUCUGUGAGUGCUGGCAGGGAGAGAUCAGGCACAGGGAAACUCCUGCAGGAGGAAAAUCUCCAGGAAGCAGAGAGAAGAUCAGGCAUAGAGAGGAAACAAAACCCAGCAAUGCUGUGGCAGGGAGAGUUUAGAGAUGUCCACAGGAUCCCCUCCAGUGCAGCCCCUCCCUCUGAACAAGCCCCCUCCCUCCUGUCCCCCAGCCAAGCCUCUGUGAGUUAUAAGAUUGAUGGGGAAAGGCAGAGGUGUUCUGGCACUGAAAAUGCUGUCGGGUUGGUGAAAUGAGUAAAGUGAGACCUUGGCUACAAAUGUGGAGCUGGGCUGUGGUGGAUCCAUCUGCUCUCAGCAGUACCUGGUGAUGUUUAGGGAAAACUUGGGAGUGUGAACAUCCUCCACCUGAGAAAGUUUUAAAGCCCAGAGAAACUCCAAAGAGAAUGAAGUGCCAGACCAUCUCCCCUCACUCUCUACUCAUAACUUUGCAUCACAAAACUUUCUCUGUCCUCCCAGAAGGCUGUAGAAAUGCUGAGGGUUUUUGAUAUCCAGGAAUACCAGGACAGAUAUGGGAGAGCUUAAAGAGAAAACCCCAGGACUCAUGAACAAAAAAGGGUGUCUGUGUGUGUUACAGGGAAGGGUGUAUGGGAAAUAGCAUUGAUUUUGGUUACAGGUAUCCCCUGUAACUCUUCACUGUCCUUUCUCCAUGAACAGGUCCCCAUGUGCAGCCCCAGCAAAUGUCCAACAGCAGCUCCAUCAGCCACUUCCUGCUGCUGGCAUUGGCAGACAGGCGGCAGCUGCAGCUCCUGCACUUCUGCCUCUUGCUGGGCAUCUCCCUGGCUGCCCUCCUGGCCAACGGCCUCAUCAUCAGCGCCGUAGCCUGCGGCCACCACCUGCACACGCCCAUGUUCUUCUUCCUGCUCAACCUGGCCCUCAGCAACCUGGGCUCCAUCUGCACCACUGUCCCCAAAGCCAUGCACAAUUCCCUCUGGGACACCAGGAACAUCUCCUACACAGGAUGUGCUGCACAGCUCUUUUUCUUUGUCUUUUUCAUUUCAGCAGAAUUUUCCCUCCUGACCAUCAUGUGCUACGACCGCUACGUGUCCAUCUGCAAACCCCUGCACUACGGGACCCUCCUGGGCAGCAGAGCUUGUGCCCACAUGGCAGCAGCUGCCUGGGCCAGUGCCUUUCUCUAUUCACUGCUGCACACGGCCAAUACAUUUUCUCUGCCCCUGUGCCAUGGCAAUUCCCUAGGCCAGUUCUUCUGUGAAAUCCCUGCAAUCCUCAAGCUGUCGUGCUCCAAAUCCUAUCUCAGGGAACUGGGGCUACUUAUGGGUAGUGCUUUUCUGUUAUUUAGUUGUUUUGUGUUCAUUGUUUUCUCAUAUGUGCAGAUCUUCAGGGCAGUGCUGAGGAUCCCCUCUGAGCAGGGACAGCACAAAGCCUUUUCCACCUGCCUCCCUCACCUGGCUGUGGUCUCACUGUUCAUCAGCACUGGUAUAUUUGCUCACGUGAAGCCCCCUUCCAUCUCCUCCACAUCCCUGGAUCUGGCCCUGUCAGCUCUGUACUCGGUGGUGCCUCCAGCCCUGAACUCCCUCAUCUAUAGCCUGAGGAACGAGGAGCUCAAGGCUGCUGUGAGGAGGCUGAUGACUAGAUGAUUUCAGGAACAUGAAACUCUUGGGCAAU
Messenger RNA from Passer domesticus (house sparrow), 1956 nucleotides. Its product is annotated as olfactory receptor 14J1-like. Bases 1011 to 1928 code for a protein of 305 amino acids. The record is from RefSeq and is a predicted model, not a curated record. Gene Ontology annotation, biological process: detection of chemical stimulus involved in sensory perception of smell; G protein-coupled receptor signaling pathway. Gene Ontology annotation, molecular function: olfactory receptor activity; G protein-coupled receptor activity. Lineage: Eukaryota; Metazoa; Chordata; Aves; Passeriformes; Passeridae. The transcript has a single exon. Gene Ontology annotation, cellular component: plasma membrane.